AGCGCCCCCUGUUUCCCCUUCCCUCCUCAGUCCUCCCUGCCAAGUCGGCACUCUCUCCCACAGAAAGCGACCGCCAAAAUUUCUCCUUUCAACUGGUCUGCAUAUGCCAAGACAUUUUUUACUCAGAUUUGUGUCGAAACUUUUGACUCUUAUACGAACUGGGAAAGAAAGACAAAGAGCAAUCGAUGGGUAGAAGUAAAGUUGGAACUUGUGCAUGUCCAAAAUGAGAAAGAGGAUUUUUUUUUGGAUGUGUUAUGGAAUGCCAGCAGUGGAAGAAGAAGAAGAAGAACAAGAAGCAUCAUGACAGUUGCUGUCUAGGAGGUUUUUAUUCACAUCUGGAUCUUUGCCAAAAAGAUUUGAUGAUUCUUUCUUUACCAAGGCAAUGAAAAGUGUCCAUUGGUUCUUGUUUAUCUUCUUGCUCUUCUUUGCUCCGAUUGCAUCUCCAAUGGUGCAAGCAUUUACUGGAACAUAUGGAAUAAAUUAUGGAAGAAUUGCUGAUAACAUCCCUUCACCUGAUGAAGUUGUUACCCUUCUCAGGGCAGCAAAGAUAAGGAACGUUCGGAUCUAUGAUGCUGAUCAUAGUGUUCUCAAAGCAUUUAGUGGGACUGGGCUUGAACUUGUGGUUGGGCUUCCAAAUGACUACGUGAAAGAAAUGAGUGUUAAUGCAAGCCAUGCCAUGACUUGGGUUAAAGAAAAUGUGCAGGCUUUUCUCCCCAAGACAAGUAUUUGUGGUAUUGCUGUAGGGAAUGAAGUUUUGGGAGGAAGUGAUUAUGAACUCUGGGGAGCUCUUUUGGGUGCGAUUAAAAAUGUUUACAAUGCCUUAAAAAAGCUUCAUUUAGCUGAUGUAGUUCAGAUUACUACUGCUCAUUCACAAGCUGUUUUUGCUAAUUCCUAUCCACCGUCUUCGUGUGUAUUCAGAGACAAUGUUGUUCAAUACAUGAAGCCACUCUUGGAGUUCUUCUCUCAGAUUGGCUCGCCAUUCUGCUUGAAUGCUUAUCCAUUCCUGGCCUAUAUGAGUGACCCAGAGAAUAUUGAUGUUAAUUAUGCUCUUUUUCAGAAAACUCAGGGUAUUUAUGAUCCAAAAACUGAUCUGCAUUAUGAUAACAUGCUUGAUGCUCAGAUUGAUGCAGUGUAUGCUGCAUUAGAAGAUGCCGGAUAUAAGAAGAUGGAAGUCAUAGUUACUGAAACAGGCUGGGCUUCACAUGGAGAUGAUAAUGAAGCUGCUGCAACAGCUGAUAAUGCAAGAACAUAUAAUUAUAACCUGCGUAAAAGGCUUGCAAAAAAGAAAGGUACUCCUCUCAGGCCAAAAAUUGUGGUAAAGGCAUAUAUUUUUGCAGUAUUUAAUGAGGAUUUGAAACCUGGGGCGACUUCUGAGAGGAAUUAUGGACUGUUCAAGGCUGAUGGGAGCAUUUCAUAUGAUAUUGGGUUUCAUGGACUUAAAUCUUCAUCUGCCGAUUCAUUGCAUUUGUCUAUGAAGGCUGUGCAAGAUCAAGCUUUGCCCAGUUCUUGUUUUUUGACGCUGACAAUCUCAGCUGUGGCAUCACUUCUAUUUUUAAGACAAUGAUGUUGUGUUAAGAAGAGUGAAACCAGCAUUCAGAAUCCAAAGUCGAUAAGUUGUAGGUUCGAUACCAUUCAUGCUACUCUUUAAACGUUGAUAUAUACGAACAUUUAUUAUUGUAUUUGCAUAGAAUAUCUGCCAGAAACAACUGAUUAUUAUCUAUCUCAACCAUGUAAAUUUAGUUUUUUGCCAGAUAGAACUUCUCUUUUCUGGAGUUGAUGGUGCUUCCUCUUUUGCUUGUACAUUUUUACAACUAUGUUAAGGCCCUUUUCCAAGUUAUUAUUGGGUCAACAGUUCAGAGAUUUGAACAGGCUUAUUGAUUCUUUC
Hevea brasiliensis (rubber tree) is the source of this 1885-nucleotide messenger RNA. RefSeq names its product glucan endo-1,3-beta-glucosidase 11. The transcript is spliced from 3 exons. The record is from RefSeq and is a predicted model, not a curated record. Bases 383 to 1564 code for a protein of 393 amino acids. Gene Ontology annotation, molecular function: hydrolase activity, hydrolyzing O-glycosyl compounds. Gene Ontology annotation, cellular component: plasma membrane. Gene Ontology annotation, biological process: carbohydrate metabolic process. Lineage: Eukaryota; Viridiplantae; Streptophyta; Magnoliopsida; Malpighiales; Euphorbiaceae.